This is a messenger RNA of Paralichthys olivaceus (Japanese flounder), 3066 nucleotides long. RefSeq names its product NUAK family SNF1-like kinase 1. Gene Ontology annotation, biological process: intracellular signal transduction; protein phosphorylation. Gene Ontology annotation, cellular component: cytoplasm. Lineage: Eukaryota; Metazoa; Chordata; Actinopteri; Pleuronectiformes; Paralichthyidae. Gene Ontology annotation, molecular function: protein serine/threonine kinase activity; ATP binding. The record is from RefSeq and is a predicted model, not a curated record.
UGCUGUGGUCUGGAGGAGAAGACGCAGACAACAGUGCAGGGUCGCUGUCCUGGUAUCGUCAUACUCAGGACAUGAAAUGAGACUGUGGCUCUGAUGAGACUCUUUACGGGAAACUUCUGCGUCACUGACAAACACUUUAGUUCGGAGUUCAACGCUUAUUAUUCGGGGACCCGGUGGUCCCAGCCCCUGACAGGUGCGCACAGUGCGCGGAUAGGAUGGGCAGACGGGAGGCAGACAGCAGAGGCGCGAUGAACACCAGCGACCGCCCCGGGCUCGGUUGUCUGCAGGACGCGGCAUCCAGAGGCCACCGAGCCGGCGAGGGGUCCUCGAGGCUGAGUGGCCGCCGUCCCUGCAGCGCGGACAAGGCGCAGAGGCACCCGGCGAUGGAGGCGGCAGCCCGGGCAGCGACAGCUUCAGCGCCGAUGGAAGUGAAGAAGCACCAGCACAAACACAACUUGAAGCACCGCUACGAGGUGAUGGAGACUCUGGGCAAAGGCACCUACGGCAAAGUGAAGAGGGCGGUGGAGAGGAGCAGCCUGAACACGGUGGCGAUCAAGUCGAUCCGCAAGGAGCGCAUCACCGACGACCUGGACAAAAUCCACAUCCAGAGGGAGAUCGAGAUCACCUCCUCGCUCAGCCACCCAAACCUCAUACGCUUCCACGAGGUGUUCGAGAGCCGGGAUAAGAUCGUGAUAGUGAUGGAGUAUGCCAGCAGAGGAGAGCUGUACGAUUACAUCCAGGAGAGGAGGAGACUGCCAGAGACAGAAGCCAGAGGCAUCUUCAGACAAAUCACAUCUGCUGUCCACUACUGCCACAAGAAUGGUGUGGUGCAUCGUGACCUCAAACUGGAGAACAUCCUUUUAGAUCAAGAUUUGAAUGUCAAGCUGGCUGACUUCGGCCUCUCCAACCAUUUCCAGAGGGGCUCUCUGCUGCAGACGUACUGUGGAAGUCCGCUCUACGCCGCCCCAGAGAUAGUGAAAGGACUGCCAUACCAGGGGCCAGAGGUGGACUGCUGGGCGCUCGGGGUGCUGCUCUACGCCCUUGUGUACAGCAGCAUGCCAUUUGAUGGAGCGAGUCACUCCAUGCUCACUGAGCAAAUAAGUCAAGGUCGCUAUCACAGACCCAACCCCCCCUCAGACGCCUGCGCUCUUAUCGACUGGUUGUUGACAGUGCGCGUGGAUGAGAGAGCCACGAUAGAGGACGUGGCCAACCACUGGUGGGUGAACUGGGGUUAUGAAGAGAGUGUGUGUGACUGCCCUUCAUCUCCGCAUCAAGAAUGUCCCUCCCCUCUGCUGGCUCGCUACAUCGACUGGCAGAAUCAGGUCGCUGCCGCCAGCAACAUGACGGUGGACCCCGGGUGCCUGUCCUCAGACUCCACCUGUGCAACUCAGUGCUCUCACCACCCCUUUUACUUGAGCUUAACUCUGAGGAGUGAUCGUAGCGGAGGACGGGCACGUGGGGGAAUGUCAAGCCUCAGGAAAUCACGCAAGGAGAAUGCGAUUCCCCAGACUGCACAGGGAGCAUGUGGUGGUGUUUGUGCAGCAGCUGCCCCCUCUGCUGUGGUUUCUUCCACUUCCACUAUUGAAAGAAAGAAACCCAAAAGUAUUCUGAAACCCCAGAGGAGCUUUGACUCAGUCUUUCACAGUCCCCCUAACAAAAACUCUCCCUCCCAGCUAUACAGCCCUUCUCCUCAGCCUUAUCAAACACAUGCUGACGUCCUAUCCACCAGCUUGCCGUCCCCAUCAACAUUCAGCCAGCCCUCAUCUAAAAUGCCCAAGAAGGGGAUACUGAAAAACUUUUAUGGAGGGGAGUCAAGUUAUGUCUCCUCCUCAGGAAGAAGAGGCUCUGGAGCAGGAGUUAAAGAGAGUGAAGCCGGUGAUUUGUGCUCUUACAAACAGCUCAGUUGUCUCCCAGCAGCAGGGGACAGUCCCACCAUGCGCACAGAGGCAGUAAGAAGAAGGAAGGGUAUUCUGAAACGUAAUGGCAAGUUUUCCCGCAGUCUGGAUCUCCCAGACGAUCACCACUCUUCUCCCUCUGCAGCCCCUGCGAUCUUCCCCGAGGUUCUGCAGCAGCUCCUCCGUACAACAGGGGGCGCAGAGGGCAGGCGUAGCCGCCCGUCCAGUGUGGUGAGCGAGGAUAGCGUCUUCUCUUCUGAUUCCUUUGACUUGCUGGAUCUCAGCGCCCAGUCACGUCGCAGGAUUUUCUCCCGGGGGACGCAGCACAGCUCCGAGGAGGACCUGGAUCCGCUGAGGGCUGAGGCGGACAGGGUCGGAGAAGGACAGAAGGACAGAAGGAAAUGCUGACAUGACAACGACACCUGUUCUUCAGUUCACUUUCCUGUGAUAAUCAUCGUCUGCCAUCUUGAGUACGUGAACUCUCCUGUGCACUGUCAAUGCAAAGCACCAUUUCUCUGCACAUUUUUCUGUAUUGAAAGAUGAAUUCAACCGUAUUCUUUCACAGUUUAACUGUGUGGCAAUACAAACACUGGCAAGACAUUUAAAGGAGAUCCUGCACCUGCUAAAUUACAGAGAUGGCACCUGAGUGUGGCAGAACGGACAGACGCUCUGUUGAAUGAACUCUAACCUCACCUGCACAACAAAUCCUCUUUUUAGAUUUUGCUGCAGAUUUUGGUUCGGAUGAGCCUUGAACAUCUGAGUUUCGAUGCUGUGGCACCGAGCCUUUUGGAAAUGAUGACAAGUGCCAUCUUGAAUAUUGUCUAUUAAUAGUGGCAAGAUAUGCAGACAUCUCUAUUGAGCGUAAAUCCUGCUAAACUCGUGAUAUUUCUAAAUAACACCACAUCAACUUAACUAGUCGAUAACUAGUUUUUAACUCACUGAAAUGUAGUUGUACGCAGAUAUAAGGACAUUUUAAACAUUUCUUGAUGUAUAGUACUUGUCAGCAAUUAUAACUUCUCUUGUAUUAAUUGUGUUUUACACAUUGUUAGAAAUUAUCUGUUUACACAACAGGCUUCAUUGUUGACUGGAUAGAGUUAUCAUUGAAUUUUACAAACACUUAUAUCUGUGCACAAGUAUAUUAUAGUGUUUUAAUAAACCAAUCAUUACAUUU